This is a messenger RNA of Phycodurus eques (leafy seadragon), 2424 nucleotides long. Its product is annotated as atrial natriuretic peptide receptor 2-like. NCBI's taxonomy places the organism in Eukaryota, Metazoa, Chordata, Actinopteri, Syngnathiformes, Syngnathidae. Gene Ontology annotation, molecular function: guanylate cyclase activity; ATP binding; peptide receptor activity. Gene Ontology annotation, biological process: cGMP biosynthetic process; protein phosphorylation; intracellular signal transduction. The record is from RefSeq and is a predicted model, not a curated record.
AUGGCGAGGUGGGUGCAGGUCGUUAUACUCGUGUGCGUUUGUAAUUUGUGGGGUGUUCAUUGCUGGCAUGAUCUGGACAACACAGAGUAUGACUGCUGGCCAAGCAACAAUCCAAAUGAUUUCAACAUGAUCAGCUGCGGUGGUCUGGAGAUGGCUUGGGUGCAGCGCCCUCCAGAGAAAGUCACAAAUGGCGAGGAAUUCAAUGUUUCGUACACAGUCACAGCCGCAGAUUCCUUCUAUGACUACGCUGUCCGCAACAGGAUUUUCCAGUUCAGUGACGCUGCGGAGGCGAAGAGGUUCUGUCACGAGCACGACUGUCCUUCCAACUGGAACAAUGCCAAUGAAAUCAAUUGUUGCGUGCACCACGCCAACAUCCACUCGUGUCCUUUGGGCCUCAUGAAACAAGGCGGCAUCUGUGGCCCAUGGAUUCCCGAUGAUGGCAAAAUAGUGACUCAUACGGUGUCCAAAGCAGGCAAGAUGAGCCAGAAAUACUGGACGUCAAAGGUGGUGCUGAUCCAUGUGGGUGUCACUUCAGUCAUUGCUCAUAUCAAAAUAGGACAAAUGCACGCAGCACUGGAAUCUAAAGUGCUUGUUGUCAGUGCUCAAGUGUGUGGCGAUGACGUCUGUGAGGUGGAGGAGAACUGUCUCAACUGUCCUGCAGACUGCGGCAUCUGCCCCAUGUCCAUGGCCAUCAAGGUGUCCAUUGGCCUCCCGGUCGCACUUUUCAGCGCCGGAUUCAUCUUGACCAUGGUGUGGCUUCAGUACCAGAAACAGAAGAUGUUUUGGGAUGAAAGCUGGAUCAUUGACUAUAAGAGUAUAAUAUUCGGCAGGGUGUGCGGUACAGACUUUGGCAGUACAAACAGCCCCCAGCAUGGGAAAAGCACUUCAAAUGUCAGUCAAUUGACUGACAUAACCAUGUGCACCGGCGUCAACACCUUCUUCAAGCAGGGCUUCAUCCAGCCUGGCAUCUAUGAUGGCAGAACAGUUGCAGUCAAACACAUCCAGAAGAAGCACUUUGCUCUCUCUAAAAGUAUCAGGAAGGAGGUGAAAGAGGUCAGAGAACUGGACCAUCCAAAUCUUUGCAAGUUCAUUGGGGGUUCCAUUGAGGUGCUGUAUGUGGGCAUCAUCACAGAACACUGCCCCAAAGGAAGCCUGUCUGAUGUCUUACUCAAUGAUGAGAUCCCAAUCAACUGGGGCUUUAGACUGUCCUUUGCCACUGACGUUGCCCGUGGGAUGUCCUAUCUGCACCAACACAAGAUCUUUCAUGGUAGACUUCACUCCAGGAACUGUGUUAUUGAUGAUCGUUGGGUUUGCAAGAUCUCAGAGGUCCUCCUGGGAAGUAGCUCGACUAUGACACCAGGAGCAGACGUCUACAGCUACGCCAUGAUCCUGGUUGAGAUAGCCACUCGCUCUGACCUCAUCUCAGCGGAGGGAGUGAGGAUGGACAUCAUAUGGCGCCCUCCUCUUCCCGAGCUCAAAGCAGAAAAAAGCGACGUGGACUGCCCCAGUCAAGAAGACUACUGUGAGCUUAUCAAGAAGUGUUGGUCUCACAACCUCACCACGAGGCCCACAUUUGAGCAGGUCAAGAAGAUGCUGGACAAGAUGAACCCACAUAAAGUCAGCCCCGUGGACAUGAUGAUGAACCUGAUGGAGAAGUAUAGCAAACAUCUGGAAGCCAUAGUUGCUGAGAGAACACAGGACCUUCUACAAGAGAAACAGAAGACCGAUCGCUUGUUAUACAGCAUGUUACCGAAGCCGGUUGCCGAUGACCUUCGCCAAGGCAGAACCACAGAGGCUCAGAGCUUCUCCAACGCUACUGUCUACUUCAGUGACAUUGUGGGUUUCACUCAGCUGUCGGGGGCGAGCACGCCCCAUCAGGUUGUGGACUUCCUCAACCAGCUCUAUACCACCUUUGACGACAUCAUUGACAAUUAUGACGUCUACAAAGUAGAGACCAUUGGAGACGCUUACAUGGUGGUCUCAGGGGUCCCACAAGAAAAUGGCAUAAAUCACGCUGGGGAGAUCGCCAGCAUGGCCUUGGAUCUGGUCAAUGUUUGCCACGCGUUCAAGAUCCCCCACAAGCCCAACACACAGCUGAAGAUUCGUGCAGGCAUCCACUCGGGACCUGUCGUUGCUGGUGUCGUUGGGACCAAAAUGCCUCGUUACUGCUUAUUUGGAGACACGGUCAACACGGCGUCACGGAUGGAAUCAACGAGUGAAGCAUUGAAGAUCCAAGUGAGUGGGGCCACAGCUGACCUGCUUCACAUGUUGAGAGGAUACAUUCUAACCUGCAGAGGGACACUCAAUGUAAAGGGCAAAGGUGAGAUGAAAACAUGGUGGCUCGAAGCCAAGCGAAACGAGCGCACGGAUCCGCUGCUCAGCACGUCAGAGUCCACAGGAGGUCCCGUGCCAGUUAGUGACUGA